CAGCUACAAUUAUCCCAUUGGCGGAAGGAGUUUUAAAAGGGACGAAAGAUUUCCCCGGGUUUUCUCCCUUGCUAAUUGCUAUCUUAUCCAAAUUUCCUACUUCUCGCAAAAGUGCAAACAACUGAACAACCAGUCCUUGACACACCUAAGGGAAAGACCUUACGCGUUUCGCUAACUCCCUUGUUGCUCGUCGAAGUACAGCCAGAUGACAAUGGAUGUUGAUGAACCUCUGGACUUUGAGUUUGAAGAUAAUGUUGUUUCCCCUUCUAUUUCGAAGAAAACGAAAAAGGUUAUAGGUUUGGAUGACUUGUUAAAGGACUACUACAAGGAGAAAGUCACCAUUGACGAGAAGGUUAAGAAACGUGCAAAGGUCCAAAAGGUCUAUGAUUCUGAUUCUGAUGAUGACAUUAGUGCCAGAGAAGCUAAGUUUCAUCACUGUGUUAACGAAUUCCAAGAAAAGAUGAAUCAAAUAAAGGCUGAUGAUGAGAUGCCUAUGUGGGGUGUUCAAGUAUUUGGUUCUCAGAAAACUUUCCCGGAACUGGAUUUCCCUGACCUAAGGCAGUGCAGCUAUCUGCAAUCUUUCAUGAAUCGUGAGCUCAACUCGAUUGUUAAACUCAAAAUGGAUGAAGGACAGAAUUUUCUUGAGGGCUUGCUCCUAAAUGGGUGGCUUUUGAAGCUGAUCAAAACUCAGGGCUUCCUUGAAGAAAACAUUGCAAAAUGGAGCUUUAAUCUCUUGUUAUAUUCACCAAAGCUCCAGUUGGGAAAUGCAGCCUGCAACUUUUGGUGUUCCAUUCUCUUACCGAACAGUGAGAUUGACCCAACAGAGUUUGAAAUCAAAUGGUUUCCAAAGUAUUUGGAACUGAAAAAUGCGCUUGAUGUAUAUGGCUUUAUGUUGGAUUCACCUUGCAAGUCAUCAUCAUCCUCCAUGGAAUUUGACCACUCAGAUUCCAAUUCUUCUGGUCCACCACAAAAUAUAAGGUUUUGGAUAAAGCUUGUCUCUGCUAGUUGCCAAGUUAGGAAUGUGUGUUCAACCUUCUCAACCGAAGAGGUGGAAGAUAUGAUAGUUGUGGUAAUCUGCACGUUUAUGGAUCGACAACUUCUUGGCCUCUCCCUAAUCUUGGAUGAAUGUCUUCACUCACUUAUCAGCUUCUUUAAUGAUAGUGAAUUUGAUAUCAGCUGUAUCAAAAUAGCCAAGUCUCUUGCCUGCAGACUGAAUACAGAUAUUAGUUGCUUGAGAACUGUGGAAAGUAUUUCAGUGUUUGAUGCUCGUGGUAAGCGUUUAAGAAGUGCCGUAGCCUUUGAGUUUCUAGUAGCAUGCUUUGAUAGUAAGGUAGUUGAUGGAGAAGGGAUCUUAAAGUUUAUAAAUGCAAUUAAUCUGAAAGAUGAGGAUUUUGAGCUUGAGAAGAUGUAUAUAUACUUAAUAUUGGUAGACAACUGGCUCUUCUGUGACCCUAAGCUAAAAGGAAAUGCAGAACUAAAAACGAUGUGGGCGGCAUGUCUGCGUAACUGUUCCUGCCAAAUCAGCAGCACAGAUUUGAGGUCUUAUGCUUUAAAGGUCAGAAGUAAAGCUUCAUAUCUUUCUCAAGGCCAUGCUAGCAAAUAGUGAAGGGGGUGGAACCGUGGAAGGCGCUGAGGGAAACUUUUUGCAAAUUAUCUUCUCUUUUUUGCAAUUUCCUGUAAAUGGAAGUUCAGUGCAGAAUUAUGUAUGCUACUUAAUAUUGGUCUCCUUAGAAGUUCAGCUUAGUUUUUUCCUUUUUUGACUUUGAUGUAAAUGCUCCUACCAGUUAUCAUUUUAAAAGUGCAAAAGACUACAGUUAGUGGUGUACUGGUGUACCUGGGCCGGUUCAAUUCGGUUUUGGGUCUUGCAUCUCGCGACCACCUGGUUCCAGGUAGGGGUAACCCGAAACUUGGCCGGUAACGGUAAAUUGGUUCUGGACUUCUGGUUACAAUCCCGUUCUGUUCCAUUUAUAAUUUUUAGUCUAUUUAAAAAAAAAG
This is a messenger RNA of Cuscuta epithymum, 1995 nucleotides long. Lineage: Eukaryota; Viridiplantae; Streptophyta; Magnoliopsida; Solanales; Convolvulaceae. The record is from the annotation of a GenBank genome assembly.